Messenger RNA from Racocetra persica, 156 nucleotides. The record is from the annotation of a GenBank genome assembly. Lineage: Eukaryota; Fungi; Glomeromycota; Glomeromycetes; Diversisporales; Gigasporaceae.
CAGAAUUUUUUAUCUGUGAACUUGAUGGGUAUAAUCGAUAUUAGAGCGAGAAAAGUCGAUCGAUUUUCACUCACUGAAGAAGUCGAAUAUGAUGAAAAUGCUGAUCAAGAAUUCGUAGGUUUACUAGCAUUAUAUAUUGAGAGGCGAUUUGCUGUG